GAUUCAUUGUCUUCAUCCCCUAAUCCUGCAUCACCUGUGCCUUUGAAUAACCCAACAAGUGCCCCAAGAUAUGGAACAGUGAUCCCUAAUCGCAUCUUCGUAGGAGGAAUUGACUUUAAGACAAAUGAAAAUGAUUUAAGAAAAUUUUUUUCUCAAUAUGGGUCUGUAAAAGAAGUGAAGAUUGUAAAUGACAGAGCUGGAGUGUCUAAAGGGUAUGGUUUCGUCACUUUUGAAACACAAGAAGAUGCACAAAAAAUUUUACAAGAGGCUGAAAAACUGAAUUAUAAGGAUAAGAAACUAAACAUUGGUCCAGCAAUAAGAAAACAACAAGUAGGGAUCCCUCGUUCCAGUAUAAUGCCAGCAGCUGGAACAAUGUACCUAACAACUUCAACUGGCUAUCCUUAUACUUACCAUAAUGGUGUUGCUUAUUUUCAUACUCCAGAAGUAACUUCUGUCCCACCACCUUGGCCUUCACGUUCUAUAUCUAGUUCCCCUGUGAUGGUAACUCAGCCUGUUUAUCAGCAGUCUGCAUAUCACUACCAGGCCCCUGCACAGUGUCUACCAGGUCAGUGGCAGUGGAGUGUUCCUCAGUCUCCUGCCUCUUCUGCUCCGUUCCUAUACCUACAGCCGUCUGAGGUGUUUUAUCAACCAGUGGAAAUUGCACAAGAUGGAGGAUGUGUUCCUCCUCCGCUGUCUCUGAUGGAAGCUUCCAUUCCAGAACCCUAUUCUGAUCAUGGAGUUCAAGGAACAUAUCACCAGGUUUAUGCUUCAAGUGCCAUUGCUAUGCCUGCACCUGUGAUGCAGCCUGAACCAAUUAAAACAGUGUGGAGCAUUCAUUAUUAA
Molecule: messenger RNA, 843 nt
Organism: Myotis myotis
Lineage: Eukaryota; Metazoa; Chordata; Mammalia; Chiroptera; Vespertilionidae
Gene: BOLL
Product: boule homolog, RNA binding protein
Exons: 10
Coding region: 355-843 (162 amino acids)
Molecular function (GO): protein binding
Source: RefSeq, a predicted model, not a curated record